This is a messenger RNA of Mugil cephalus (flathead mullet), 2823 nucleotides long. RefSeq names its product rhodopsin kinase GRK1-like. NCBI's taxonomy places the organism in Eukaryota, Metazoa, Chordata, Actinopteri, Mugiliformes, Mugilidae. Gene Ontology annotation, cellular component: cytoplasm. The transcript is spliced from 7 exons. Gene Ontology annotation, biological process: signal transduction; regulation of signal transduction; protein phosphorylation. The coding region runs from base 331 to 2016 and encodes 561 amino acids. Gene Ontology annotation, molecular function: ATP binding; rhodopsin kinase activity. The record is from RefSeq and is a predicted model, not a curated record.
GGCAUUGGGGUGUUAAUGGAUUAUCGAAAGGUGUUGACUCAGGUGUGUGUGUGCUCUUGUGUGUGUGUGUGUGUGUGUGUGGUGAAUGAGGGUGGUACAGUGCUCAAAGUGUGCUGGGAUCUAAUUCAGACACCAGUCUGGAGUCCUCACUCGUCUCCCCUGCUCCCUCUGUCACUCCUCUGUCAUCUGCCUCCUGUUUCCUCACUUUUGCUUCAUCAUUUUUGUUUCUCGCCCGUCUUCGCAUUUAGCUAGCACCAGUCGUCUCUCUGGCUCUCUUCUCUUUUUGCAAUGUCUUCCCUUUGCAGCGCCUAACAGUCACCUACCGUCAACAUGGAUAUCGGAGGACUGACCACCGUGGUAGCAAAUUCUGCUUACAUCAAUGCCCGUGGAAGCAUUGAUGGCUCUAAUCCAGCAACAGCUCGGGAUAAGAAGUACCAUUCUCGCCUCAAACUGCCCCACAUCACUGUGUGCGAGGGCCUGAGGGACACCCUAGAUUUGGCCUUCGACACGGUCUGCGUAGUACAACCGAUUGGCAAGCGCCUCUUUAGGGAAUUCUUGGAUGCGAAUAAAGAGUACCACGGGGCUUGCCGUUUGUGGAAAGACAUCGAGGACUAUGACCUGGCGGAGGACUCUGACAGGGCGAAGAAAGCCUCAAAGAUUGUUCAGCGGUACAUGGACGCCUCUGCCAAACACUACUGCGCAUACCUGCCUGAAGACAUCAUAGCGAAGGUGAAGGAGGGCCUGGAGGCCGUAGGGGAUGACUUGUUUGCCGCGGCACUAGCCACAACGUUGGACUAUCUACGAGAGGCCCCAUACACUUUCUUCAUGGAGAGCAUGUACCUGAAGAGGUUCCUGCAGUGGAAAUGGCUGGAGAUGCAGCCCAUGGAUGACGACUGGUUCCUGGACUUCCGUGUGCUGGGGAAAGGUGGGUUUGGGGAGGUUUCCGCCUGUCAGAUGAAAGCCACUGGAAAACUGUAUGCCUGUAAGAAGCUCAACAAAAAGAGGCUGAAGAAGAGGAAAGGCUACGAGGGGGCGAUGGUGGAGAAGCGCAUCCUGGAGAAGGUCCACAGUCGCUUCAUUGUGUCUCUGGCGUACGCCUUCCAGACAAAGGAAGAGCUUUGUCUGGUCAUGACCAUCAUGAAUGGAGGCGACCUCAAGUACCACAUCUACCUGGUGGAUGAGAACAACCCGGGCUUUGCUGAGCCCAGAGCCUGUUUUUACAUCGCUCAGAUCAUCCAGGGCUUGGAGCAUCUCCACCAGAAAAGAAUCAUUUACAGAGAUCUCAAACCAGAGAACGUGCUGCUGGAUAAUGAUGGAAAUGUGCGUAUAUCUGACUUGGGUCUCGCCGUGGAGCUAAAAGAAGGCAAAACACUGACUAAAGGCUACGCCGGGACGCCAGGCUACAUGGCACCGGAGAUGCUCAAGGGAGAAAAGUACGACACCUCAGUGGACUACUUCACCUUGGGGGUGACUUUGUUUGAGUUCAUGGCUGCUAAGAAUCCGUUCAGAAACAGGGGAGAGAAGGUUGAACGGGAAGAGAUGAAAGAGCGUAUGCUGAAUCGGGUGGUGACCUAUCCAGAUAAUUUCAGUGAGCACGCAAAGUCUCUAUGUGACGGGCUGAUGGCCAAAGAGGUGAAUCAGAGAAUGGGAUUCAAGAAUGACUGCUGCGACGAGAUUAGAGCACAUCCUUUUUUUAAUGACAUCAACUGGAGGAAACUGAACGCAGGCAUCCUACCUCCUCCUUUCGUCCCUGACCCUAAAGUGGUGUACGCUAAAAGUCUGGAUGAUGUCGGAGCUUUCUCCUCCGUGAAGGGGGUGACCUUGGAGGAUCCCGAUAAAACCUUUUUCGACGAGUUUUCCUCAGGGAACAUCUCUAUCCCUUGGCAAGAGGAGAUGAUCGACAUGGGAAUUUACGGCGAGCUCAACGUUUGGGGCCCUGAAGGCACCCUGCCCAACGACCUCCGCAGAGAGUCCAUACUAGAGCAGCCAAAGUCCUCCACGUGCUGCGUCUCGUAGAGUCGCUGAAACACUCGUAGAGUCACUGAAAAUACGCGUGAAGACUCUUUAUUUCUGUAGAACGUGCGGCAUGAAGACUUUCUGACCGCAGAUUAACGCAGCUUGAGACUUUGAACUGUGGGCACGGGAAACAACGAGAGCAGAAAGGAGGUGGAUUUUUUUUUUUGACCUGGAUGUAAACUAUUUAGCGUAGCCUUAGGUUUUAAAAAAAAAAAUCUAUACGUACUUAACAUUGUAUUUUUGUUGUUGCUUUAGUCCUUCCUUCACAGUCUGUCCAACAAUCUGCUCACUUACUCCGUGUCCGUGUCCGUGCGAGUGGUAAAACUUUUUUUGUGCUUUUAGAAUUGAAAUGUACUUUGAAAAAUCCCACUUUUCAUCAGGGGUGCUAAGUGACAGUCCCACGUUGAACAUGUAAAAGUUUUCUUUUUUCUCUACUACAUAUAUGUUCCUAUAGAGUAUAUGCCAUUUAAUGGGAAGAAGUGUUUUGUUUUUAUUUAUUUUUUCUUAGUUUUUAAUACAUAAAGCUGUUAUUUUACCAAAAGCUACGGCACCUGAAAUGCAAAGUUUCCUGCUUUUGGAAAAAAUAUUUUCUUAAGGGUUUAUUUAAUUGGUCACUUUUUAUGAAUAGCCUUUGACGAAUGUGUAUGCAGUGUAGAUGUUGUGGGAUUAAUAGGGCUAGAGGAGAAAUGCUUAAAGCAAAUCAGUUUACUUUUAAAAACAAAUUUUUGAACACAACUUGGACAAGUCAGAAUCAUCAAAUGUUGAACUGAAAAAGCACUGGCAAAUAAAAAAACUUAUUCAAAUGGA